Closterium sp. Naga37s-1 is the source of this 852-nucleotide messenger RNA. Lineage: Eukaryota; Viridiplantae; Streptophyta; Zygnematophyceae; Desmidiales; Closteriaceae. The record is from the annotation of a GenBank genome assembly.
AUGCCGCUGAGGGAAGCUUCGAGGAAGGUGGCGGAGCUCGGGCGAGCAGUGAAGGGUCUAUGGAAGGGGAGGAAAGAUGACGUCAGCGGCGCUGGAACGGGAACAGCAGCAGAUGGUGCUGGUGCGGGCAAGCAGGGCAGCAGCCUAGCCUCUCUUGCGCAGUUCCCUGACGCGGAGGAGAGACAGCUAGCAGCAGCUCUGGCCAGCGGCAAACGAGCUACCCUUAUCCAGUUUUACGCCCGCCGCUGCCGCCUCUGCCGGUCGCUCAGCCAGCUCACCGCUGAGCUGGCGCGACGCAACGCUGACUGGCUCAACGUGGUGCCUGCUGACGUGGAGAACAGCCGAUGGCUGCCCGAGGUGGGGCACUACAGCAUCAAGUAUGUGCCGUGCUACGUCCUUUUGGACGCGCGGGGGAGAGCGCUGGCCAAGACAGGCGAGCCGUACAGCCGCAAGCACGUGGUGAAGGGUCUGGCUUACCUGGUGGAGUCCAUCCGGCCCUACCGGCGCCGCCCUGCUGUUGUUGGAGAGGGGGCGGGCUUCAGAGGCACAACAGGGAGUAGGGAAGGAGGGGCAACAGGAGGACAAGCAGCAGCAGCAGGGGCAGCAGCAGGAGCAGGGGCAGGAGCAGGGGCAGGAGCAGCAGAAGUAGGGGUAGUUACGGCAGUGGCAAGAACAACAGCAGGCAGCACAGGAGCGCUGGCCAAGACAGGCGAGCCGUACAGCCGCAAGCACGUGGUGAAGGAGCUCUCGUCAACGAGGCUUGUGGCGCCUCACUGGUCUCCUAGGCUUCUCACAACUCUUACUCGGCCGUUGUCGCCAAGGGAUAGUCCGAGUGGUGUCAAGCUGAGGUGA